Messenger RNA from Salvelinus sp. IW2-2015, 3835 nucleotides. RefSeq names its product zinc finger protein 638. Lineage: Eukaryota; Metazoa; Chordata; Actinopteri; Salmoniformes; Salmonidae. The record is from RefSeq and is a predicted model, not a curated record.
UCACAUGACAGACGAGAUUAUUUGUUGUUCAUAUCUUUGAUUUAAGACGGACGGACGGACAAUACCGUUGUCUGGAAGUAGAAACUGUCGGUUUGGCCUUUGUAGCAUACGGCGCUAAUACGAAACAGGAAAUCCAAAAUGGCGGGCUGAUGUUUGCGGAAAGUUGAAGAAGCAAGGCCAAGUAGCUAGCUAAACUAUCACAGCCUAGCCAACAACCAAUGUUGUGGUUUUCUGUGAUAAUCUAUAUGAUAUAUCACAUAUCUUUGUUUAAGGGCCCAAUAUCUUUGGCUGUAGCACGUACACAUGAUUGUUUGGCAAGCAAUGCUAGUUGGCUAACUGUUUGUCAGCCUGUAAAACACUUGACACUACUAGCAUAACGUUAGUUACUACAUUUCUGUUAGUGAAGUUUACAUAUUGGCAGAGUUUUAUUAUUUGUGAAUUUGCAUGGCUAUCGAUUUGAAUUUGUGGACUGAAAGGCAUUUUGCAAGUUGUAACACUAGCUAGUUGGUCAGCUACCUAGCUCGGUGGCUAGCUUCUUGUCUCGCCACCAGCAUCAGACCAAUGAUUUUCGCGCAGACGUCGUUUAAGCCAAUUGAGAACACGGCGCAGGUUUGCUAGGUCUCUGACCCGACACUUUCUGUCGGCUAGGACGACCAAGGCCAUCCGCUCUUUUUUCCCAAGAAGCAUAUGCCGUUUUUAAAGGAUACACGACUUUUAGGUCCAGUUUUUUUACCUUCAUAUUUCUUUGAAUUUGAUUCGAUUUUUUUUAUUUUUUAGAUAAAAUAUCCAGCCAACGUUAUUGCUUGCAGGUGAACAUUCACAUUGUAGCAGCUUUGCGUUGCUAUUGGAGCGUUGUGCUGCUCCCCUUUCGAGCCCGCUGAGUCUGAUUGGAGGGCUGGGAGUUGGGAUCCCGCCCCCGCAGCGCCUCUUAUGCCACGCCUCCCUGCUUCUGGCCCAGCUCAAAGCACAGAUCGCCAUCAAUCAGCUCGUUGCCGCGGGAAACAUCGCCAACGCCGUUACCUGCGCCAACCCCACACUACCCUCUCCUCACCCCCAUCCUCCUCUUGCCCUCUUCCUCAACCUCUUGAAAGCGGCAGCCACCACCAAUAACAUGUACCAUCCCCAAUAUAAUCCGUUAGGGGGUCAGUACUCUUCACAAGCACAGAGAACACCAGCCCAGAUGGGACGGUAUGGACUCCCACAAGCCCAGUCUGGGAUGGACCCUCUGAUGGCCUCACGCUCAGGUCUGGGCCCUGUCUCUGCUGGUGGUUCCUCUGGUUUUUCCAGCCAGGGGGGCAUGAUGUCCUCGAUGGGGUACAACCUGGGGCAGGGAUCAGCCGGGAUGGCCCCGGAAAUGGAGACCUCUAUAGACCACCACAUCCGCUGGGCCAGAGAGGAUGUGAGGAUGCUCAGCCAGAUGGUGCAGCAGAAACAGAACCAGCAGGCCCAAAUGAACGCCAGGAAUCUUCGCCUAAGUCGCGACCCCAGGGACGAGCUUUCGUCUAGCGGAGUUAUGGGUAGCUACAACCCUGGCCGGUCCUGCAGCGACCAGCAGAGCUCCAUGGCCUCCUGGUCUGGCCACCUGACCCAGUCUGCUUCCUCUAAACCCUUCUCCUCCCCACUCCCUCAGUCGUCCCCUUCCCCCUCCCAGAUGUACCAAAGCCAAACCUCUGGUUUUGGGGGUGCGGCAGAGCCGGGACCCACCUCAAUGGGUUCUGAGGCGCUCACGAGUGUCUCCGCCUCGUCUGGCACCAAUCCUCCAGCCCGGUACACGUCAGAGUCCGCCAGCAACAUCCUGGCAAGUUUCGGCUUGUCCAACGAAGACCUGGAGCUCCUGAGCCACUAUCCAGACGAACAGCUGACCCCAGACAACCUGCCCUUCAUCCUCCGAGACAUCUGCAUCCGUAAGGCCAAUAGAAACAUGGAUGUGGACCAUCGGCCCCGGGCUGACGACAGACCCAGCCCGGGGUCGGACCACUUAGGUGGAGGACAGAGCAAAGUUAUCGAUUAUGGAAAUAUUGACGCUACUAAAUACGGCAGUUAUGAUAAUAUUCGCUCCAAUAGUUACGGCGGGCGAGAUCCGCUCCCGAGAGAGUGGCUCAAAUACGCCGUAGUCAGAGACUCUCCAAGCGGGCACACCGGGACGCCGUACGGUAGUGUUGGAGACUCUCCAAGCGGGCACACCGGGACGCCGUACGGUAGUGUUGGAGGAUCCAUGACCUCGGUCCUUUCCGAGCAGCGUACCCAACAGCAGAUUUGCAGCGCUACUGUCCAGAGUUCUAUCUCUCUCCCCAAGAAUGACACCGACACUCGUAUCGGUUUUCCUCCGCCUUCCAGCCUAACCCAAAAGACCCUGAGAACCCACGACUUAUCUAAAGCGGCACCCAAACCUAUGAACAUCCCUGUCCACGGCGGAGACCAUGGACUCGACCGACUCCUCUCGUCUCAGAAUCGAGGCGCCGCUCGGGGCCAGGUUCAGCCUCGGUCCGACCUGGUGGUUCUUAGCGGUGGUGUUGGAGGAGAUGCAGGACUCGGGAUUGGAGGUGUCCCGGUCGGAUUUCCUCCUCCCACGCCACCCCUCAUGUGGCCUCCCUUAUUCCCCAUCAUGAAUCCGUCGGUACCUCCUCCCGGUCACGUUCCGGUGACUGGUCCGCCUCCCCGGAUGGGUCCACCGCCGUCGAUYUUCCAGCAGAUGAACGUCCCACCCCCAACGUUGAUGAUGCCGACGAAGUUGCCGGCUCCGACCACGAUGAGUGAUUACUCCGCAGCUUCUCCCAGAAUCUUUCCUCAUACCUGUUCUCUCUGUAACGUAGAAUGUGCCCAGUUACAGAACUGGAUAGAACAUCAAAACACCAGCCUACACAUCGACAACUGCCGGCUGCUCAGGAAAUUGUAUCCUGACUGGAACGGGGAAACUGUGACAAGCCCGGCUCCCAGUAGAAAUAACAAUAACCAGUCUUCCUCCAAACGUCGUCAGACGACACACACCACCUCCCGUUCUCCGUCCUGGUCUCGCUCUCCUUCUCCUCGCCUCUCCUCCUACCACACCACUUCGUCCUCCUCCGCUGCUCGCCGACCUCGAUCCAGGGAACGAUCCCGGGAACGUAGACACAGCGCCGCCACACGGCGUUCCCGGUCUCCUGGUUCGCGCCGGGAGCGUGACCCUCCGGCGGCGUCUUCUUCGCACUGGGAUCGGGAACGUCGGCGUUCCCGCUCGCCCCGGACUACUUCUUCAUCCCGGAGGUCGCGUUCUAGGAGCUAUGAGCGGGAGCGCCGGGACACGAGGAAGAACAGCCCUUCAGGAGGAGGAGGAGGAGGAGGAGGGAAGAGCAGACAGCAGAAGUCUAGCAGUGCUGAGAGACUGGCCAAGAAACUACUGGAGUCAUCUGCUGGCCUCUCCCUGACUAAGAACACCAGUCUAGAAGUGAUGUUGCAGUCCCUGGCCCCUGCUCUCCUGGCAGAGCUCGCCAAAAAGAAAGGCGCCACGUCCGCCAAGGCAGGUGCCGGCAAGAGGGGCCACUCCUCUCGGAAGACUGAAACGGGAACGUCCAAGGGUGGCAAGGCAGUCACCGGAUCUGGGAGGGCAUCAACCAAGAAAUCCUCCUCACCCUCCAAAUCCUCCUUCAAAUCAUCCAACUCAGCUUCUUCCAAGGCUAAGAAGAAGGGAGCCCCAGAGACAUCGGCUUUCUUAAGACUAAAGAAUAUCCCCCCCAACACACAGUUCACUAACGACACUAAAGAAUAUCCCCCCCAACACACAGUUCACUACCGACACUAAAGAAUAUCCCCCCCAACACACAGCUCACUAACGACACUAAAGAAUAUCCCCCCCAAC